CUCUCUCCGGGCGGCGGCUUUGCGCCAGUCGCCGACGACGGCUACGGCGUCGCCUACGUGGCGGCGCUUAGCAACAACGUCUACUUCCACGUCUCGGCCUGGCGACACUGUCCGACAACCAGCUCGCGCAACUUCACCGACACCCUCUUUGGUGUGCUCCGCGGCCUCCGAAGUAUGAUGCUGGCGUCAGAGGCGAAUAAACCGGCUCUAGGAAUGUCUGAAGGCCAAUGA
This is a messenger RNA of Protopolystoma xenopodis, 231 nucleotides long. The record is from the annotation of a GenBank genome assembly. Lineage: Eukaryota; Metazoa; Platyhelminthes; Monogenea; Polystomatidea; Polystomatidae.